AUGAGUUUUGACGAAGACGUUUACAAUAGUGUGGCUUGGGAUACAGGUGCAACGGAUUCUUUGCAACCCGAAGAUCUUUCUGAAGACGAACCCACCUACAUCACAACAGAGAAUGUUAAUGAGGUUUCAACAUUCAAUAAAAUAGAUGAGACCAUGUUUUCGACUCCGAAGUCGCUGCUCACGAAUUCGACCGCAAACACUAUCAGGCCGGUUCAGCCACCGACGCAAUCCAGUGCGCCAGUCGCGUACUCAAUGAACAUUACUGUGACAGAACCGUUGAAAGAGCUUGAUGGAACCAAAGACGCAUUUAUAUCAUACCUGGUAAACACUAAAACAACUUUAUCCACGUUUGCCGAACCUACAGUCAGUGUCCGGCGACGCUUCCAAGACUUUGUAUGGUUGCACAAUUCACUCUCUCGCGAUUUUGCCGCGUGCGUAGUUCCCCCAUUGCCUGAUAAACACCGAAUGGAAUAUAUCACUGGUGAUAGAUUUGGUCCAGAAUUUGUGGAAAAGAGGCGGGCAAGUCUUCAAAGGUUUCUGGAUAGACUGGCUCGCCACCCCACCCUGCAGAUGAGCGAAUAUUUCAGAAUAUUUUUGGAGUCUAGAGAAUGGAAUGCGGAAUCCCUGUAUCGUCAAAAGAAGUCAGGAGAAGGAGUCUUCGAGAAUUUGGGGGAUGCCUUGCUCAAUGCGUUUUCCAAACUCAAGAAACCGGAUGAAAGAUUUAUCGAGAUGAAAGAAAACAUCGAUAAACUCGAGGAGAAUUUGCAAACCGUUGAGAGACUAUAUCAAAAGAUUAUUAAAAGACAGACAGACCUGGAAUCCGAUUAUCGAGAAUUUGGUUCCAGCGUCGCUGGUCUGGGUCAACUAGAGACGGGAAUUACUGUGCCUUUGGAACAAUUUGGAGAUACAGCUUCCAAGUUUUCUGAUUUAUGGAAACAGAUGACGGAUCGAGAAGAACAGGGCUACUUAAAUCAAAUUCGUGACCACCUUACUUAUUGUCAUUGCGUUAAGAAUGUCUUAAAAUUACGGGACCAAAAGCAGGUAGAUUUCGAGGAACUUUCGGAAUACCUGCAAAACUCUCUGAACGAGCGGGAAAAUCUUUUCAACACCGGAAAAUCUUCUACUGGGAUAUCUUCCUUUUUACGCGAAAAGGUAGACAAUAUAAAGGGAGUGGACCAAGAACAAGCAAAGAGAGAACGAUUGCAGAAACUGGAUGCUAAAAUUGCCGAGCUUAAAACAGAAGUCGAAAACAGUCAGGAUAUCUCGAAUAAAUUUUCGUCCGAAGUUACCAAAGAAUAUGAAGUGUUCCAAAAUUCCAAAACGGUUGAGUUAAAGGAUUAUCUACUUUCUUACACCGACAGUCAUAUUGAUUUUUAUCGCCAGGGUAUCAAACUAUGGGAAGAGAUUAUCCCCGUUCUGGAAGGUAUCAAAUUCGAAGCGUAA
Acaulospora morrowiae is the source of this 1443-nucleotide messenger RNA. The record is from the annotation of a GenBank genome assembly. NCBI's taxonomy places the organism in Eukaryota, Fungi, Glomeromycota, Glomeromycetes, Diversisporales, Acaulosporaceae.